AUGAUUCCAGAAGGUUCUUCUUCAGGUCUGACUAUGAAGGAGAAGAAUUACAUUCCUGUGGAUAUUACAGGGAGUCCUACGCCUCCCCUUGUUGCAGAGAUCCCAGAAAUUGAAGCUUCGUCUCCUCGCAAGUUGGAGGAACCUGCUUUAGUACCACAAAAUAAUAUGUUUGCGGUUCUACAGGAGAUUGACGAUGAUGAUGAUGUUGAAAAUGAACGAGUCUUGGCAGAAGAUGAUGAUGGAGUUGAGAAUGUCUUUACUGAGGAAAGAGAGAAUAAUCAGUUGACCAUUAGUCGUAGUGAUGAUAAUCUGAAAACUGUAGCUCCUGACAAGCAAUAUUUUCCGGAUGAUUCUUUUGUGCCAACGCAAGUUAAUCGUGAAGAGGAGGAUCAUAUUACUGAUGGAGUUUGGUCAGGAGGGGAAAAAGAUGCUGAUGAAGUAAUUGUCAAUGACCAAGUCGCACUUUCUGUUAAAAAAAAGUGCGGUCGGAAGUCAAAGGAGGAGAAAGCUAAUAUGAUAGAAGUCCUUGGACAAAUACUCUGGGAAUUCGUGCUAGAUUUUGCAGCUAUUGAUGAGUUUAAUCAGUGUGUAGAAGUGACUAACCUAAUGGAGGUUUCUCCUAUUGGUGAUGACUUCACUUGGGGCGGAACAAGGAAUACAGGAUGGGUAAGCAAGAAGUUGGAUUGGAUUCUCUUCUCCCCGGAAUGGACUGAUGUGUUUCCAAAGGUUUCUGUGGAGCACCUGAGCCGGACAACGUCUGAUCACAACCAUCUGUUGCUGCAAUUUGAUGUUCAAACGGAGAGCAAACCAAGAUUGUUUAGACUCCAGAAAAUGUGGCUUAGAAGGUCUAAUUUUAAGGAGAUGGUCCAAGCAAGCUGGUCACAGCCGGUUGGAAGUUUUGGAAUGUUGGCUUUUUCUAUGAAGCUUAGGCGGCUGAAAUUGGUCCUUAAGGAAUGGAAUAAAACACAAUUUGGUGAUGUCGUUUAG
Oldenlandia corymbosa var. corymbosa is the source of this 987-nucleotide messenger RNA. NCBI's taxonomy places the organism in Eukaryota, Viridiplantae, Streptophyta, Magnoliopsida, Gentianales, Rubiaceae. The record is from the annotation of a GenBank genome assembly.